Messenger RNA from Plenodomus lingam JN3, 1173 nucleotides. Lineage: Eukaryota; Fungi; Ascomycota; Dothideomycetes; Pleosporales; Leptosphaeriaceae. The record is from RefSeq and is a predicted model, not a curated record.
AUGGCUCCGCAGUCAACUCCUCCUAUUGAUCUCACGAAGAUACCUCUACUUCCUAAUCCAUCUGAUGCACCACCAAACUUCGAUGAUCCGCCAACGUUGACUAAUAGUGAUUUCGGCACUGGAGUGGCGCUGAUAGUCGUAAGCGGAAUACUUUUGACACUUCGCAUUGGUACCAACAGGAAACUUUCCAAUAAAUGUGGGUUGGACGACUUCCUUUGCAUCUUUGCAUAUGCUGGUGGCAUUGCCUACUGGGUUUUGAACUUGCUCAAUGGCGAAGCAGGGUUAGCAAGGCAUGCUUGGGACAUACCUCUCUCGACACUCACAGUUGCGGUUACUCAGAGACUGACAGCAAUCUUCUUCGUCUUGCCCCCGUCCCUAUGGGCCGCCAAGGCCGCCGUACUUGCUCUGUACAUCCGCGUGUUUGGUAGCGUAACAUGGCUUCGACGCACUGCCUGGAUCUGGAUCGUCUUUAUGGCCCUCUUCUAUGGCAUGAGUAUUUUUGUUACAGGAUUCUACUGUAUCCCCAGAAAGGGCGGAAUGUGGGGAGGUGCCUUAUUCGUACGCUGUCAGGAGUCGGUAUGGCUCCAUGUGGUUGUUGGAGUGUUCUCCGCAGUCGCCGACUUGGUCAUUCUGAUAAUGCCCUUUCCGAUUGUGUUGAAGUUGCACGUGUCGCCCCUCAAAAAACUCACUCUGGGUCUUGUUUUUGGUACUGGAAUCAUGCAAGUUUCGUCCGAUGGCUUGGUCGUGAUGAGUAUCAUAUCUCUUUGGUUGAGAAUCAUCGUUUUCAAGGGUGUCGACACGACGUGGAACGCCACAUUGUUAGAGAUUGUGUCCUCCGCCGAGAUCUUCGGCACCAUUGCUGUCAGUUGUGCGCCCGCGAUGUCGGCUUUUUGGCUGAACAUCUUCAUCAAGAGUGCACUUUGGUCAAAGCUGAAGUCGUCUUCUAUGUUUUCGUAUCUCAGGUCGUGGAUUCUGCCUUUGAAGCAAAGGUCGCAAGAGAGACCCUCCUUUGUUCGUACGUAUUUAGCACGGUCCUCGAAGCGCUCGCAACCAGAGACUGAGUCAGCACACGAUGCCAAACACAUACUCCGGAAAAGAAGCUAUGAAGUUCUGGAAGAGGAACGGACAUCCUCAGAACAUCAAACCCCUUCAUCUAACAGCACGAAAGAGUAG